AUGAGAACAUUAUUCGCACGCAUUGCUCUCGUGGCCACUGCAGUGGUCAAUACACUGUUCGGCUUGGCUUCUGCCGAGGGGGAAAGAAACCCCAACGUAUUGAUUAUCAAGAACAUGGAUAAUCAUCCCCGAGAACUGCAUUUCCGAGCAGAAGGACCGGCAUCAUUGCUCAGUCAUAAAAUGAUUGGUCACAACAUCCAGAUCACCGCUGGCGACACGCACUGGCUCGAGGUUCCUUAUGGAUGGAACGGAAAUUUCGUGGCCUUCGUCAUUGGUUCUGCUCCCAAGGAAGACCGUGUCCUGGCCGAGUUCGCCUUCCAAGUUGAUGGUCGCAUCGGUACGUGGUACGAUGUCAGUGCCGUGACCACCCAUAAUGACCAAGAGGGUGUACACUGGAUAUAUCCUUUGUCUGAGGCCGGCGACAAGAGUGGUUGCGAGACCUUCCCGUGUGAAACCUCCUACAAGGUUUGGAAUCAUGACAAGAACACGAAGUACACCACGGAUACGAGGAUGGUUAUCGAGUUAUACUCCAGCUAG
This is a messenger RNA of Sclerotinia borealis F-4128, 537 nucleotides long. The record is from the annotation of a GenBank genome assembly. NCBI's taxonomy places the organism in Eukaryota, Fungi, Ascomycota, Leotiomycetes, Helotiales, Sclerotiniaceae.